AUGGGGCUGGGGGAGUGGGACCUUGGCUCCGCAUUCAGGAGGGGUCGCUCGGACAGAGCCUCAACCUGUUCUUGCUGCGAGCCCGCAGCCCCCACCACCUUGUGGCGUCCCCAUGUGCGCUUAGAAUCCUAGCACAGGAGGACUAGCCAGGCCCCCAUCGACAAACGAGAAAACUGAGGCUACGAGAGGGGACCAAGCGGACCCAAAGCCAUGCAGCAGAGAGUGGAGUCGAACCUAAACUCCUGCUUUGCGUGGCUAUACGCAGUCUCUCUAGGUGGGCGUGGUGCUGACUGAGGGCCCUGGAACCUUCCCUACCUAAGCUUCUCAGCUGUCCAGCUCCCUCUCUCUCAUUCUUUCCCUCGUUCCUGGAAUUUCAGAGCCGGUGAGCAUCUCCAAAACAAUCCCUCCAUUUUGCAGAUGGGACAACUGAGGCUCGGAGAGGCUGUGACUUCAAGGCAUACGAUGCCUUGCCCCUGUCUAGAAUCCAGGAUUCAUCCCCAUCCCCAGCCUUCCCAGUAAAACUAAGUUCCCCAGGCUUGUUCUGGGAGCGGGAUGUGUGUGUUGCAUACUUUCUAAGGCGGCAGCAGCAGCAGAAGAGGCGGCUCCAUCCAGCCCGUGGGCUCCUGCUCCUCCUCGGCAUGGCUGGCUACCUGAGUGAAUCAGACUUUGUGAUGGUGGAGGAGGGCUUCAGCACCCGAGACCUGCUGGAGGAGCUCACUCUGGGGGCCUCACAGGCCACCACGGGCGAGGUUGCUGCUUUCUUCGUGGCUGAUCUGGGUGCCAUAGUGAGGAAGCAUUUUGGCUUUCUCAAGUGCCUGCCACGAGUCCGGCCCUUUUACGCUGUCAAGUGCAACAGUAGCCCAGGUGUGCUGAAGGCCCUGGCUGAGCUGGGGCUGGGCUUCAGCUGUGCCAACAAGGCAGAGAUGGAGUUGGUCCAGCAGAUUGGUGUCCCUGCCAGUAAGAUCAUCUACGCCAACCCCUGUAAGCAAAUUGCACAGAUCAAGUAUGCUGCCAAGCAUGGGGUCCGGCUGCUGAGCUUUGACAAUGAGAUGGAGCUGGCAAAGGUGGCAAAGAGUCACCCUGGUGCCAGGAUGGUUCUGUGUAUCGCUACCGAUGACUCCCACUCCCUGAGCCGACUGAGCAUGAAGUUUGGAGCGUCACUGAAAUCCUGCAGACACCUACUUGAAAAUGCCAAGAAGAGCCACAUGGAGGUGGUGGGUGUGAGUUUUCACAUUGGCAGUGGCUGUCCUGACCCUCAGGCCUUCGCUCAAUCCAUCGCAGAUGCCCGGCUUGUGUUUGAAAUGGGUGUUGAGCUGGGCCACAGAAUGUACAUCCUGGACCUUGGUGGUGGAUUCCCUGGUGUGGAGGGAGCCAAAGUGAGAUUUGAAGAGAUUGCUUCUGUGAUCAACUCGGCCUUGGACCUGUAUUUCCCAGAGGGCUGUGGUGUGGACAUCCUUGCCGAGCUAGGGCGCUACUACGUGACCUCGGCGUUCACCUUGGCUGUCAACAUCAUUGCCAAGAAGGAGGUUCUUUUAGAUCAGCCCAGCAGGGAGGAGGAAAACGGUUUCACCCCCAAGACCAUCGUGUACCACCUUGAGGAGGGCGUGUAUGGGAUCUUCAGCUCAGUCCUGUUUGACAACGCCUGCCCCACCCCCAUCCUACAGAAGAAACCAUCCACGGAGCAGCCCCUGUACAGCAGCAGCCUGUGGGGUCCGGCAGUUGAUGGCUAUGACUGUGUGGCCGAGGGCCUGUGGCUGCCGCAACUACACGUAGGCGAUUGGCUGGUCUUUGAGAACAUGGGCGCGUACACCGUGGGUGUGGGUUCCCUCCUCGGGGGGACCCAGGCCUGCCGUGUCACCUAUGCCAUGUCCCGUGUGGCCUGGGAAGCGCUGCGUGGGCAGCUGCUGCCUGCAGAACAGGACGAGGACGCCGAAGGCAUGUGCAAGCCUCUGUCCUGUGGCUGGGAGAUCACAGACACCUUGUGCGUGGGCCCCGUCUUCACCCCGGCGAGCAUCAUGUGAGCAGGCCCCACUGCCCCCAGCUCCCCAGUGGGGCCACAGAGAUGCCUCUAGGAGAGGCGGGGAGGUGGCAAGCAGCGGCACCCUCUGGCCAGGACUCUGGUGCCGGCUCGGCCGCCCCUGCGCUCUGCCUGUAGUGUUUCUGCCCUGUAAAUAGGACCAGUCUUACACUUGCUGUAGUUCAAGUAUGCAACAUAAAUCCUGUCCCUUCCAGCCGUGUCUGCCUCCUCUGCAGUGCAUGGGGCCUGGUCAGCCAGGUGUGGGGGUGUUUUUGGGGUCUCGCUUGGUUCCUUCCCACCUUUGUAAAUAUGAAGCAAAUAAAUACUUAGGUUUUUUGUUUUUUUUUUUAAAUACUCCUGUGGAGUCUGGCAAUUUGAUUUACAAGGCAGCCUAGGCUAGGCCUGGGGCUAGAUGCCUCCGCUGACUGCACUGCUGACCCCUGCCCUCAGCCUCUGUCCUGACCACUCUCUUGAGCCCCGGCUGCAGUGUGGCAUCUCCCACAGGCACCCACCUUCCCUGACUCUUCUCUCUCCUCUUUGCAGGCCGCCAUGCCUGGUGUCAUGAGGAAGGGUGAGCUGUUAGCUUAAGGUGGGAGAUCAGAGUAGUCCCCCUUCAGCUCUGCAGCUGAUGAGUGGCCUCUGUGUCAAUCUAACACCCAGCGGAGGCCUGGGCCAGAGUAAGGGCAGCUAUCUGACACAGCUUGGGAAAUUCAUACCAAAGAUAAAGACCAAAGGGAUGGAAGGCUGGGAGGUUUUGAAGGGACCCUGCAUUCUUACCCUCCUUGCAGUUCGGCAAGGCAGUUAAGAGUAAGCAAACUGCGUGGUGGUUGACUUUGCUUGUCCCAGCAGUAACUGUUAGAACAGGGGUGGCCAUAGAAUGCCAUCAUGUCCAGCGCCCAGGGCCCUGACGUUUCCUUCACGUUGCCAGGGUCCCCAGCUGCACACCUGGGUUGUGUGAGCUGCCAGGCAAAGAAGGAGUUCAGAUCUUAGAGUGCUCCCCAGUGCUGCCGGGGGCCUUACAGGUUGUUUUUCUGCAAUUUCUUCUUUUUUUUUUUUAAAAUUGAGAUAUAAUCCACAUGCCACAAAAUUUACCUUUUUGAAGUGUACAAUUCAGUGUGUUUUAGUAUAUCCAUAGAACUGUGCAGCCAUCACCACUGUCUAAUUCCAGAACAUACUCAUCACUCCAGAAAGAAAUCCUGUACCCAUUGGCAGUCACUCCCCAUCCUCCCAUGCUCCCAGCCCUAGACAACCACUAAUCUGUUUUCCAUCUCUGUGGAUUUGCCUCUUCUGGAAUUUCAUUGCAGUUGUUAUUAUACCUUCACUUGAGCUUCUCUCCCAGUAUGCCUGGCCACCCCACUCUAGUAUCUUAGCCACUUGCAGGUCCUGCACAUGGCUUUGAGGUCAUCUAAUGAGGUCAUCAAUGUCCCAUCUUUUCUAAGUGAACAAGGUGCCUGCCAGAAGCAGGGGUGUCUCCCUUUUCCAGGCUGAACAUUCAGAACACCCAGAGACGUAGAGAGCAAUCAACAAGGGUUACUCUACUGUCCUUUUGGUAUCCAUCCAAAGCUUGCCUGGCCUCAGCCCUCCACCUAUGAGACUAUACCUGAGAUUUCUUCCAUUUCAGAUGUCCACGUGGAUCUGGACCCAUUCAUGCUUCCUUGUUUGGGGGGAGGGCAGCAGAUUUUUCUCUGGGAACCUGGCAUCUGCUUCCAAAGGCAGUAGGAGCCCUGAGGUAGGUAAGACUGGCCACUGUGAGCUCCAGGCCAUUACCUUGUCUGAGGCAGGCUCUUGGGGGAAGGCCCUCUGGCUUUUUUUUUUGUUUUUCCCUAUACUAAUUCAUGUGUGUAUAUAUAUGUAUAUGUGUAUGUGUGUAUAUAUAUAUAAAACAAAUUUUUUUAUUGUGGUAAAAAUAUACACAACAAAACAUUCAUCCAUAUGUACAAUUCAGUGACAUUGAUGACAGUCUUCAUAUUGUGCAACCUUUGUUGCUAUCCUUUUCCAAAUUAUUCCACCACCAUUAAUAUAAAGUCAAUGCCCCCUAAGCAAAAACUCCCCCUUUUCCCCUCCGUUCCACCCCUGGUGGCCACUAAUAGUCCUUGAUUUCUAUGUAUUUGCUUCUUUCAGGUAAGUAUUUGUGCUUUUGUGACUAACUACUUCACUCGGCGUGUUUUCUAGGUUCCUCUGUGUAGUGGCAUGCACCAGGACUUCAUUCUCUGUAUGGCUGGGUACUAUUCCUUUGCAUGUGUUCACUGCAUCUUGUUUAUCCAUUCAUCUGUUGAUGGAUAUUUUGGUUGUUUCCAUCUUUUGGCUCCUGUGAAAAGUACUGCAGUGAACAUUGGUGUACAGUGUCUUCUGGAUAUAUACCUAGGGUUGGGAUUGCUGGGCUGUCUCUGGCUUUUACGGUGAUAGCAGCUGGCAAGGAUUUUGAAUAGAUUUCUCACAGGGACUUUUCAAGGGCUGCGCAUCCAAUUGUUGCAAGGAUGUGAGAUUUACCUUCUGAGAAAGAUACACGUAGAACUUCAUGUGACCUACUUGAGAAAAAUAGUUCACGAUCACUUUUCAGUUCUUUGUUUUCAUUUCCAUCUUUUUCCCAAGAGAAAGAACAAUAAAGCAUUAAAUAUGUAGAGAAUGUUGGAGAACA
Molecule: messenger RNA, 4655 nt
Organism: Loxodonta africana (African savanna elephant)
Lineage: Eukaryota; Metazoa; Chordata; Mammalia; Proboscidea; Elephantidae
Gene: AZIN2
Product: antizyme inhibitor 2
Exons: 10
Coding region: 639-2021 (460 amino acids)
Biological process (GO): positive regulation of catalytic activity; positive regulation of polyamine transmembrane transport; negative regulation of protein catabolic process
Cellular component (GO): cytoplasm
Molecular function (GO): catalytic activity; ornithine decarboxylase activator activity
Source: RefSeq, a predicted model, not a curated record